UACUGGAAAUGAGCAGGUGGUGUUGUCGGUUGACUCCCUGUUCUUGACUCAUUGGGGGAUUCCUGAACUCCGAGCAACACAUCAUGAAGUUUUAUUUGGCUGCAGCUUCUUUGGCAUCGUUCCUCGUCUUUCUGUCUCCAGCUUGGACGAUGGAGACCUGUGGUCCGCCUCCGAACCUGAGGAACGGAUUCAUCCAGAAUCCCAAAGACUUGUACAGGGUCGGAUCCACGGUGGAUUUUUCCUGCAUUGAGGGAUUUAAACUCAGUGGACACGCUGCCGCUCGGUGCAAUGAAGACAAGACGUGGACGCAGGGGACGUGGGUUUGUAUAAGAUCCAGGUGUCUGUUCCCACAACUCAGCAGGGAUGUUGUGGGCACGCCCACCAAAGUGUCCUAUCGGAUUGGAGAGACAGUGUCCCUCCACUGUCCUACGGGGUCGCUGCUGGACGCUGAGGUGUCAGAGGUCAUGUGUAGUCCCCUUCUGCAGUGGUCUCCGUCUCCUGCAGGCAUUCGUUGCAAAGCAGCGCCCACAGCUCCCACUCCUCCAGCCGGCCUGAAGUGUAAACCCUGGGAGAAAGUAGGAACCACCGGGUGUGUGUGUAAGAUGCCAUCCGAGUGCAAGACUUCCCUGCCGUUGUGUGCCAGAUUUGUCUCGACUCAAACUCCCCGGUUCAUCAGCCUGUGUCAGCUCGGCGCUCUGCGGUGUAUCGGACGCAGCUUCGCGCUGAACGCUGACACAGACUGUCGAUGGCCACACCCGUCCUGCAGGGACUGUCCACCAGGGACCGUCUGUCACAGUGAGUCAGCUGGAGGAUUAAUAAUGAAGGAUAAAUCUGGUCCCGAUUGCCCCCGAGACUCCGCCCCCGUGUGCGUUAGCUCUGACGUUGCCACGACGAUGACGGAAUGUGAGGUGGGCGCCAGGAGGUGUGCGGGGGAGCGGCUGAACGUGACCGGCAUCGACUCUUGUCCAAAGUAAAAAAUUGUUGUUUUAUUCAAUUUGUAGAUUAAACAGGAAGCUGUUUCUUUCAGAUGUGACUUAAUUGUAAAUAGAGGCUAAAGAUAAUUCUAGCGAUUCUGUGUUUGUUUUCAUAUUUGUCACAGAGGAUAGAUAAUGUUAAAAAAAAUUGGUAAAAAUGACAAAUCUACUUUGAGUAAAGUUAAUAAAACACUUUUCAAAAUAAAA
This is a messenger RNA of Limanda limanda (common dab), 1181 nucleotides long. RefSeq names its product complement component C7-like. Bases 84 to 974 code for a protein of 296 amino acids. Lineage: Eukaryota; Metazoa; Chordata; Actinopteri; Pleuronectiformes; Pleuronectidae. The record is from RefSeq and is a predicted model, not a curated record. The transcript has 7 exons.